AUGGCCGAGGCGAGCAAGCGCAUCGACCUCGCCGCGCCGCUGCUCUCCGUGCGGCGCCACGGCGGGUUGGGCCUGGGCGGCGCGUUGCGGUACGGCGAACGCUGCGACGAUGCCACCCCCCGCCCCGGAGGCGUGCCGUUCGGGUGGGAGCGCCGGCCCGGCCACCCCAAGGGCGUAGGCACGCCACCGCUGCCCGGGCCGGACCAGGAGGCCGCGGUGCGCUUCUCGGACGCGCUCUCCCGCCCCGACAGCUGCUACACCGUGAGCUGCAGCGACGCGGCCGGCGCGACGGCGUCGGCGGCCCCGAGCCCGAGCCCCCGCGGCAGCGUCAUGAUGGACCGCUUCUUGCUGGCGGCCAAGGAGCAGUGCGUCUUCCGGAAGGCCGCCACCGCUGCUGCCAACACGCGCACCCCCACCAGCGACAGGUUGCCGGGGCGCCUCCCUGUCCAGCACCUGCCGGCGAGCCACGUCCACGUGCAGCGUAACCAUGUAAAGGACGCGGACGGCAACGGGGAGGACGACGAGUGGGAGGUGCACAGCACGGCGGGCUUCGCGUCCAAAAGGAAGUGCGGGCUGCUCCCCGCGCGGUGCGCCAAGAGCGCCCUGCUGCUCCUGAACCCGGCGCGGUCCACGAUGAGGCGCCGCCGAGGCGCGCGGCGCUUCCUGUCCGGCUGCGGCAGCAGCCGGCGCGAGACGAACCCGCUCCUGCCGCGGGUGGGGCAGCACCCUGAUCUCGACGCUGGCACGGUCACGGGAAGCAGCUGGGAGGAGGUGUACAUCAGCUCGCUGCGGCGAUCGGACCGAGGCGCCGUGCAUCCCAAGGCCACCCAUCUCGGCCUGCUCCUGGUCCUCGACGGGGCCGACGGCGGUGCGGCCUCGCCGCUGCCGCCUCCCAAUCCCAAGUGCGUCAGGCCGCCGACGGCGAAGGCGAACGUCGGCGGGAAGACACCCCGCAGGCUCAACGCCGUCGGCCAGGGCUUCCCGCCGCCGCUACCUCCCUCGCAGGAGAGGACCGUGGCUCGCCGUGACGACAAGAUGGUGCUCGCAUUGCCGUCGCCCAAGACGCCGUCGGAGUCGUGGCUCUCGCGUACGCUGCCGACCGUGUCGUCGAACAGGCUGACGGCCACUUCGUUCAUGGGGCUCCACGUGCAGCAGCUCAGGAAUCAGCGCGCUCCGUCUCGCUGGUGCUCCAGCGAUCAGGCCAAGGUUAUCGAUCAUGGCGCCAGGCCACGGCAGAUACGAAUAUAUGAUCCGUGCUAG
This is a messenger RNA of Triticum turgidum subsp. durum (durum wheat), 1260 nucleotides long. The record is from the annotation of a GenBank genome assembly. Lineage: Eukaryota; Viridiplantae; Streptophyta; Magnoliopsida; Poales; Poaceae.